AUGGCGGCGAGGAGCGAGAACGAGUCGGACGGCGACGUGGGCACCAAUCCCGCCGAGGGGGGCUCGUCCCUGUCCCUGCCGCCUCUAGCUGCCGGACCAGCCGUAUGCGUCCUCCGGUCCGCCGGGGACUUCGCCGGCGGCGCCUUCGUCGGAUCUAUCUUUGGAUAUGGACAAGGUUUGCUAUCUAAGAAGGGCUUGAAGGGCUCACUCGGCAAUGCAGGGUCUUCUGCCAAAAGUUUUGCAGUUCUUUCUGGCGUCCAGAGUUUGGUUUUGUGCUUGUUGAGGAAGCUGCGUGGGAAAGAUGAUAUCAUCAACUCUGGCAUUGCUGGGUGUUGCACAGGUCUUGCUUUGAGUUUUCCAGGUACAUUCACAUUGAACUAA
This is a messenger RNA of Triticum turgidum subsp. durum (durum wheat), 381 nucleotides long. Lineage: Eukaryota; Viridiplantae; Streptophyta; Magnoliopsida; Poales; Poaceae. The record is from the annotation of a GenBank genome assembly.